Messenger RNA from Kluyveromyces marxianus DMKU3-1042, 1641 nucleotides. It is a transcript of the gene ugcg-b, whose product is annotated as glycosyltransferase family protein. Gene Ontology annotation, biological process: glucosylceramide biosynthetic process. The coding region runs from base 1 to 1641 and encodes 546 amino acids. Gene Ontology annotation, molecular function: ceramide glucosyltransferase activity. Gene Ontology annotation, cellular component: membrane. The transcript has a single exon. NCBI's taxonomy places the organism in Eukaryota, Fungi, Ascomycota, Saccharomycetes, Saccharomycetales, Saccharomycetaceae. The record is from RefSeq and is a predicted model, not a curated record.
AUGGCAGGCAAUCUAUUACCAUUUUGGUGUUGUUUUUCAAUAAUUGCCUUAAUUUGUUUGGCACGCGCUAGCGAUAUUAGUGCGACUUUUAACGAAUAUACUCCUGUGGUACCUGAAGUACCAGUAGAGCAUAUAAAUAUCCGGGUUGAUUCGAACCUAUACGCUGGAAUCGUAUUAACAAUAUGGUAUAUUGUCGUCAUACUGCUUGGAUACAGCGGAUGGAUUGAGAUUGAACGGAAGUUCUCUUCGGAAAAAGAGUUGCCCAAGGAGGAGUUGCAGGAACUGGAGCCCGUUACAAUUAUUCGCCCAUGUAAGGGUGUUGAUACCGAAAUGAUGACAUGUUUAGAAUCAUGUGUAAAACAAGAUUUCCCAAAAGAUCGAUUCGAAGUUAUAUUUUGUGUGGAGAAUAACAAGGAUCCAAGCAUUGAGAUUAUUCAGCAAAUAAUAGCAAAGCAUCCUGACCACCAAUUGAGUCUAUUAAUUGGAGACAUGGACUACUUCGGACCGAAUCCCAAGAUCAACAAUCUAUCCAAGGGUUACCGAAUGGCAAAAUAUGAUAUUAUAUGGGUUCUAGAUUCUAACGUGUGGUGUUCACCGGGAACACUAGCAAGAAGCGCUAUGAGUCUCCAGAAAUCGCUGGACAAUGGGAGACGGACAAACAAGCCCGUUGUUCUUACACAUCAUGUACCACUAGGCACUAGUAUUGACAAUCAGUCAUACAGCGGUCUGUUGGAUGAAAUGUUUUUGUUUUCAAGUCAUGCCAAAUUUUAUGUUGCAUUUAACUAUGUGAGUAUAGCUCCGUGUGUCAACGGUAAGAGCAACCUUUACAGGAGGUCGCAUCUGGAGAAAGCUGUUCGGAUGAUAGGCGAUGGAACUAGACGUAGUAAUAUGUUUGCCAACAAUGAAAUAAAGAGAUUAGCUCACAGAACAAUGAGUAAAGGGACCGAUCCCCAAUGCGUUCCGAAUCGCGUUACCAAGGUUACAUUCGAUGCCAAAGCGGACGAAUUAAAAAAAGAAGAAAUAGAGGGUGCAGAUCAAGGGAAGUACCAUGCCAUUGAAUUUUUCAGUACCUAUAUUGGUGAAGAUAAUAUGAUUGGCACGGCGCUAUGGGACAUGUUACGUGGAAGAACUGGUAUGACAGGUGAUGUUGUAAUACAGCCGUUCAAGUUCAAUCGUGCAGAAGACACAUGGCACAGCUACAUCGCAAGGAGGAUCCGGUGGUUGAGAGUACGUAAGUAUAUGGUACUUGCUGCUACACUACUGGAACCAACAACAGAAAGCAUUGUAAUUGGCUUGAUGGGAUCCACGGGAUUAAAAAAUCUGUUCCAAUUAAGUCUAUCCACGGCGCUAAAAAUUUUCGUUUGUCACAUGACACUGUGGUGUAUUUCCGACUGGAUACAGUACCGAACUUUAUCCAAAAACACGGUAACUGACAAUGCCGUGAAAGAAAAUGACAGAUUUUCGUAUCCACAUUUUACUCCGGGACUGCAUCCCAGAACAUUUCCCGAAUGGAUUGGCAUUUGGUGUUUAAGGGAGCUACUGGCAUUGCCGAUAUGGAUCAAAGCAAUGUGUGGUUCUGUCAUUCAGUGGAGGAACAGGCCCUUUAGGAUCAAACCUGACUUGACGGCGGAAGAGCUGUAG